Molecule: messenger RNA, 2812 nt
Organism: Triplophysa dalaica
Lineage: Eukaryota; Metazoa; Chordata; Actinopteri; Cypriniformes; Nemacheilidae
Gene: btbd9
Product: BTB (POZ) domain containing 9
Exons: 11
Coding region: 751-2565 (604 amino acids)
Biological process (GO): adult locomotory behavior; modulation of chemical synaptic transmission; circadian behavior
Molecular function (GO): protein binding
Source: RefSeq, a predicted model, not a curated record
GUUCAGGAGCAGCCAAGUACCUACAGCGCACGAGCUCAAAUGUGCGCGUGGUGGAGCGGAAUGCGGAAAACGAAGUGUAUCCGUGUUUGUGUAAUGAACAUCUUAAUAAAGCACACUUUUGUGAGUCAAUACAACGCACUGCUUACUAAUAGGGUUUAACUAAGAAAAUUAAAUGCGCAGAAAGCGUGGACGUUGGGAAUAAAAACGUAAGCAUGACGGCAAAAUAGGGUUGGUCAAAAAUGUUGCUGGGUAAGAAACAGCCCUUUGUUUUUAGUCUUGUGUAAUGAGCAUGAAACCUUCACUAAUUUCAAUUGGAACCGUGGGAAUACGUUUCGUUUAAAGCGCCGAAAUGCAAUAUCAGGUAGAUUGGUAAUAAAAUACGUAAAAUGCGUUCUAUAGCAUUGAUGACAACUCUACUAUACAUUUCAAUGUAAAUGCAUUCAAUAUGUCUUCGAGAUUUUAAUUGGGUAGCGUUCGGAUAUUUUAUCCUGGCUGACGUGGAGAGUAACAAGCUCUGUCCACUAGAGGCGCUGUGACGUUAACACAUUAUUUCCGGGUACCUUCCAAAACAUCCGGUAGCUAUUUUCCAGUGGAGUACAUGGGACUUCGACAUGUACAUACGUCUGUAACAUAUUUCUUUAUAUCCUGUGAUCCACUGUGGUCAAAAUAACCUCGUGGCCUGAUCAGACUGCUUUAGGUGGAGACGAGUUUCCUCAAACUAACUUCUGUCGGUGUUCUCCAGCUGCGGUCAUGAGUGACGGUCAUCCUCUGCGGCCUGUGAGCUCUGCAGCUGAGAUCGACCACCUGCACCUGCUGUCAGAGCAGCUGGGUGCUUUAGUUCCUGGUGAAGAGUACAGCGAUGUCACCUUCAUAGUGGAGGAGAAGCCCUUUCCUGCACACAGAGUCAUUCUAGCAGCCCGCUGCCAGUAUUUUAGAGCUUUGCUAUUUGGGGGACUGAAAGAGUCCUUGCCCCAGGCUGAGGUUCGGUUAGAGGAAACACAUCCUGAGGCUUUUUCCAUGUUGUUGCGGUACCUGUACACAGGCCGAGCCACCUUGAGCGAAGCCAGAGAAGAAACUCUGCUGGAUUUUCUGGGACUGGCGCAUCGCUAUGACCUUCAACCACUUGAGGCCUCCAUUUGCGAGUUCCUCCGCACUUUAUUGAGCACGCGAAAUGUGUGUCUGGUUUUCGAUGUGGCUAGUCUUUAUUGUCUGAGCGGGCUGACUGAGGCGUGCUGUGCUUUUAUGGAUCGAAACGCCAAUGAUGUGCUCAAAUCGGAUGGAUUUCUUGCUCUUUCAAAGUCUGCCCUGAUGACCAUGGUGAGAAGAGAUUCUUUUGCCGCGAGCGAGAGAGAAAUCUUCCAGGCCCUCAGCUGCUGGUGUCACCAGAACGGCGAGGGUCCUGAGGCAAAGGAAGUGAUGUCAGCAGUGCGGCUGCCCCUGAUGACCCUCUCUGAAAUGCUGAAUGUAGUCCGUCCAACGGGACUCCUCAGCCCAGACAACCUGCUGGAUGCCAUACAGACCCGCUCUGAGUGCAGAGACAUGGAUCUCAACUACCGCGGCAUGCUCAUUCCAGAAGAAAACAUUGCCACUAUGAAGCACGGUGCUGUGGUGGUAAAAGGCGAGCUAAAGUCUGCUCUACUGGAUGGAGACACACAGAACUAUGAUCUGGACCACGGCUUCUCAAGGCACCCUAUUGAAGAGGAGGGACGAGCAGCAGGCAUCCAGGUCCGCUUGGGACAACCCUCCAUCAUCAACCACAUACGGCUACUGCUGUGGGACAAGGACAGCAGGUCAUACUCGUACUAUAUUGAGGUGUCGAUGGAUGAACUGGACUGGGUUCGUGUUGUGGAUCAUUCCAAGUUUCUGUGUCGCUCCUGGCAACACCUCUAUUUCCCAGCGCGCGUCUGCAGGUUUAUCCGUGUGGUGGGCACACAUAACUCUGUCAACAAAGUCUUUCACUUGGUGGCUCUGGAAUGCAUGUACACAGAGCAGUCUUUCACCCUAGAGAAAGGCCUGCUGGUUCCCACAGAGAACGUGGCGACCGUACAGGCGUGUGCUAGUGUGAUAGAGGGCGUGAGUCGCAGCAGAAACACGCUGCUGAACGGAGACACCAGCCAUUGCGACUGGGACUCGGGGUACACCUGCCACCAGCUGGGCUCUGGAGCCAUCGUCAUCCAGCUGGCACAACCAUACAUGCUGGGCUCGAUGCGAUUGCUGUUGUGGGAUUGUGAUGAUAGAAGCUAUAGCUAUUAUGUGGAACUGUCUACAGAUCAGCAGCACUGGGUGAAAGCCGUCGACCGUACUAAAGUUGCAUGCAGGGCAUGGCAAACUCUGGUGUUUGACAGACAGCCUGCAUCCUUCAUACGAAUCGUAGGAACUCAUAACACAGCUAAUGAGGUGUUUCACUGUGUUCACCUUGAUUGCCCAGCACAGCUGGACACAAUCGUAAAAGAGGGAAGUCCUGGACCGGAUCACCCCAAACCGGACUACAGCACUGAGAAUUCUGUUUCUCAGAACCCGAUCAACCAUAAAUCCCCCUCGUCCUCCUCCUCCUUUCACACAUAGACUGUGGAUGUUUUCUGUGCUGUUCACUUGCCUAAGUUUGACAAAACACACUUGAAGCGCUCGUCUUAUGAGCUUGUUUUCUUAUGUGCUGCUAACUAAAGAAUUCUGUGUAUUUAUGAAAAUGAUCUAUCGUUAUAUAGUCUAUAUAUAGUAAUAACUUGAUGGUGAGGUAAUUGACUGUCACGCACAUCUAUUUUCCUAUGUCCAGAUAGCUGCAAGACCAUCAAAUAAAUUUAAAUGUCACUUA